UGGCCCCUUCUCGGGAGCCCCAGGACGGGUUCCGGGGCCAGGACGCUGUCGAACUGCAAAGCCCACCUUCACGCGGGCUCUACCUUACUCCGCCCCUUGUCAAUCAAAGUCCGGAAAUUAUGUGAAUCAGAGACCCGGGUGCUAAGCAACGACAAAGGGAGGGAGAUUCGAACGGCAGAGCUUACGUAAACAGACCAAUCAGCGUUCAGUCGGUCUUCUCAAGGACUGCCCUCCUCCCUUUCACUUUACUGGGUCUUCAGACAGAAGGAGGGGCACUACGGCCAAUAGCAACUGAGAGGGCGGUGCGUGUGCGUCCUUAAGCCAGGACGCCCCCCGCCCCCGCCUCCGCGCCGGCACUCCCCACAGUGCCCCUCUCCAGUUUUGAUUGUGGCGGUUUGUACCGGGCGCAAGAUCGAGCCCGUAGCGAACCAGAGCCGCGGAGCCAUGGCUUCCGGAGCGACGCCGCAGACACCCGCGCCCCGGGCCGCUGCAUUCAGUUUCCCUGACCCGGCUGCAGUGCCAGGCCCCGGGGUGGUAGAGGAGGACGACCUCGAGGAGGAGCCUGCGGAGAUCCAUCUAUGUGUGCUGUGGAACUCAGGAUUCCUGGGCAUGGCCUAUUACGACACCAGUGAUUCCACCAUCCACUUUAUGCCGGAUGCCCCAGACCUGGAGAGCCUCAAGCAUCUCCAGAGAGUUCUGGAUGAACUCAAUCCCCAUUCCAUUGUUACCAGUGCCAAACAGGAUGAGACUAUGACUCAGUUUCUGGGGAAGCUUGCCUCCCAGGAACACAGAGAGACUAAGAGACCGGAAAUUGUGUUUUUGCCAAGUGUGGAUUUUGGUCUGGAGAUUAGCAAACAGCGUCUCAUUUCGGGAAGCUACUCCUUCAUUCCAGACUCCAUGACUGCUACUGAGAAAAUCCUCUACCUGUCUUCCAUCAUCCCCUUUGACUGCCUUCUCACGGUUCGAGCACUUGGAGGACUUCUCAAGUACCUGAGUCGAAAACGAAUUGGUGUUGAACUGGAAGAUUCUAAAGUCAGCGUUCCCAUCCUGGCUUUUAAGAAAUUUGUAUUGACCCAUCUGGUGAGCAUAGAUCAAGACACAUACAGUGUUCUGCAGAUAUUUAAAAGUGAGUCUCAUCCAUCAGUAUACAAAGUGGCCAGUGGACUAAAGGAGGGGCUCAGUCUCUUUGGAAUUCUCAACAGAUGUCGCAGUAAGUGGGGAGAGAAGCUGCUCAGGCUUUGGUUCACACGUCCAACUCAGGAUCUGGGGGAACUAAAUUCCCGUCUGGAUGUCAUUCAGUUUUUCCUGCUACCACAGAAUCUGGAAAUGGCUCAGAUGCUGCAUCGGUUGCUGGGUCACAUCAAAAAUGUGCCUCUAAUUCUGAAACGAAUGAAGUUGUCUCACACCAAGGUCAGUGACUGGCAGGUGCUCUAUAAGACUGUGUAUAGCGCUCUGGGCCUGAGAGAUGCUUGCCGCUCCUUGCCUCAGUCCAUCCAGCUCUUUCAGGAUAUUGCCCAAGAGUUCUCUGAUGACUUGCACCACAUCGCCAGCCUCAUUGGGAAAGUGGUAGACUUUGACAGCUGUCUUGCUGAAAAUCGCUUUACAGUCCUCCCCAACAUUGAUCCUGAAAUCGAUGAGAAAAAACGAAAGCUGAUGGGACUUCCCAGUUUCCUCACCGAGGUUGCUUGGAAGGAACUGGAGAAUCUGGACUCUCGUAUUCCUUCAUGCAGUGUCAUCUACAUCCCUUUGAUUGGCUUCCUUCUCUCUAUCCCCCGCCUGCCUUUCAUGAUGGAGGCCGAUGACUUUGAGAUUGAGGGACUGGACUUCAUGUUUCUCUCAGAGGAAAAGCUGCACUAUCGUAGCACUCGAACCAAAGAGCUGGAUGUACUGCUAGGGGACCUCCACUGUGACAUCCGGGACCAGGAGACCCUGCUGAUGUACCAGCUACAGUGUCAGGUGCUGGCUCGGGCAGCUGUGUUGACCCGAGUGUUGGACCUUGCCUCCCGCCUGGAUGUCCUAUUGGCUCUUGCCAGUGCUGCCCGGGACUAUGGCUACUCAAGGCCCCGUUUCUCCUCCCAACUUCUCGGGGUACGCAUCCAGAAUGGCAGACAUCCUCUGAUGGAACUCUGUACUGGAACCUUUGUGCCCAACUCCACAGAAUGCAGUGGGGAUAAAAGCAGGGUCAAAGUCAUCACUGGGCCCAACUCUUCAGGGAAGAGCAUAUACCUCAAGCAGGUAGGCCUGAUCACAUUCAUGGCCCUGGUGGGUAGCUUUGUGCCUGCAGAGGAAGCUGAAAUUGGGGCAGUAGAUGCUAUCUUCACCCGAAUUCAUAGCUGUGAAUCCAUCUCUCGUGGCCUUUCCACCUUCAUGAUCGACCUCAACCAGGUGGCAAAAGCAGUGAACAAUGCUACUGAACAGUCUUUGGUGCUUAUUGAUGAAUUUGGAAAAGGAACCAACACGGUGGAUGGGCUUGCACUUCUGGCUGCCGUGCUCAGAUACUGGCUGGCACUUGGACCCACAUGUCCACAUGUCUUUGUGACGACCAACUUUCUGAGCCUUGUUCAGCUACAACUGCUACCACAGGCGCCUCUUGUACAUUAUUUGACUAUGGAGACCUGUGAGGAUGGGACCGACCUUGUCUUCUUCUAUCAGGUUUGCGAAGGUGUUGCCAGUGCCAGCCAUGCUUCCCACACAGCUGCCCAGGCCGGGCUUCCUGACAAACUCAUUGCUCGUGGCAAGGAGGUCUCAGAUUUGAUCCGCAGUGGAAAAUCCAUCAAACCUGUCAAGGACUUGAUAAAGGAGAAGCAACUGGAAAAUUGCCAGACACUAGUAGAUAAAUUUCUGAGACUGGAUUUAGAAGACCCCAACCUGGACCUGGACAUUUUCAUGAGUCAGGAAGUACUACCUGCUGCUACCACCAUCCUUUGAGAAUUCUUCCUUAACCUCCUUUAUGUCUUCCCCAGACUCCAG
Erinaceus europaeus (western European hedgehog) is the source of this 2970-nucleotide messenger RNA. It is a transcript of the gene MSH5, whose product is annotated as mutS homolog 5. The record is from RefSeq and is a predicted model, not a curated record. NCBI's taxonomy places the organism in Eukaryota, Metazoa, Chordata, Mammalia, Eulipotyphla, Erinaceidae. Gene Ontology annotation, biological process: chiasma assembly; mismatch repair. Gene Ontology annotation, cellular component: nucleus. The transcript is spliced from 25 exons. Gene Ontology annotation, molecular function: mismatched DNA binding; ATP binding; ATP-dependent DNA damage sensor activity. Bases 445 to 2928 code for a protein of 827 amino acids.